Guyanagaster necrorhizus is the source of this 876-nucleotide messenger RNA. RefSeq lists its product as uncharacterized. The transcript has 4 exons. Gene Ontology annotation, cellular component: RNA polymerase II transcription regulator complex. Gene Ontology annotation, molecular function: DNA-binding transcription factor activity; protein dimerization activity. Lineage: Eukaryota; Fungi; Basidiomycota; Agaricomycetes; Agaricales; Physalacriaceae. The record is from RefSeq and is a predicted model, not a curated record. Gene Ontology annotation, biological process: positive regulation of transcription by RNA polymerase II. The coding region runs from base 1 to 876 and encodes 291 amino acids.
AUGUCUGUAGACUUCGAACCAAUGCUUGCUCGCUCUUCCUCGUUCAUGGAGCAUUCCAUGGAAAGCCCCUUCCUCAUGGACAACAUCGAGAGUGCGAUGGACUACCUCCAGUAUCCGCCUUCGCCUUCCCCCGCCUUCGGCUCUUCCUUGAAUGCAUCCGCGUCUUCUGGUGGCGAAUACGAUGGCAUCAGCCUUUCCCACCCGAUUGGUGGCGACUACGCUUACACCGCUUCGCCCUUCUCUAACUCGUCGCCUCAGCCCUAUAUGGGAGAGGAUCUUGGUAUCUCACCCCGCGCUAUGACCUACGCUGGCGAUGAGGACCGAACUUUGUCUGGACGACGCAGCCGUGCAUCCAAUGACUCUCCUCCGCCUUCCAUUCCCUAUGCAGCAGCUGUCCCUCGUUCGCACCGUCAUGAUCCCAUUGGUGUUGCUGCGCGGAGAAACUCAACUGCGAGGAAGGUCCAGAAGGCAAGGAAAAGGAAGGCCAGUGAUGAAUCAGACGAUGACGACGACGAAUAUCAGGUCUCGCCUUCCGCAGGAGGCCCUAUGGACAAUCGUCGAGAAUCCGUUCGUCAACAGCGGAUCGAGUCUGAACAGAAGCGUCGCGAUGAGCUCCGUCGCAACUACGAUCUCUUACGAGACGUCCUUCCGCCAACCCAGCAGCGAACAAGCAAGGUUCAUCUGCUUUCGAGGGCGAGCGAGUACAUUCGGGAGCUCGAGACGACCCAGUCGGAGUCUCGUUCGAGGCUGCAGGCUUUUGAGACUGAAGUCAAGCGCCUCCGUGAGAUCAAUGAUGCCUUGAUGAUGGGUACCGCCCGUGCGCUGGGCAAGUCCACUCUUGGUAUUUCUCCGCAUAUGACGAUGUCAAAUUUCUGA